Molecule: messenger RNA, 3747 nt
Organism: Dunckerocampus dactyliophorus (ringed pipefish)
Lineage: Eukaryota; Metazoa; Chordata; Actinopteri; Syngnathiformes; Syngnathidae
Gene: rxfp2a
Product: relaxin family peptide receptor 2a
Exons: 22
Coding region: 28-2832 (934 amino acids)
Biological process (GO): G protein-coupled receptor signaling pathway
Cellular component (GO): membrane
Molecular function (GO): protein binding; G protein-coupled receptor activity
Source: RefSeq, a predicted model, not a curated record
AAUCAAUAAUUAAAGAGGCCAAAAACAAUGCUGGCUCUGUCAGCUCUGAUCUUCCAGAUCUUUCUACAUUCUUCAAAUGUGCUCCCGGCGUGGCGAUGGAAGCCACGUUGGAAUCUUGACCUUCCUCCAGCAUCGGAUAAGAUCUUUUCCUCUCCUCAAGACACAGCCCACACCGGAACAUUACCAAGGAGGAUUAUGGCCUUGCACAUAGUACAUUGGGUUUUUAGCGUGUUUCAUAAAAAAAUUAACAUGGUUAAAAUGUUGAAUGCCUGCAAUUGGCUGGUGACCAGUCCGGGGUGUACCCCGCCUCUCAUCCAAGGUGUUCGUCCUGCUCCUGUCACUCAGGCAAACGAGCAAAGCCAGGAUCAAGUGUCGGCAUCACAAAAAAAAGCACAGAGUGACAUUCAGGACUUGAGCCAGUGGACUAACAUCAACGUCUGGGAUGUGGUGGACAGAAUGUGGCGGGGAGUUCCAAUCUCCUCCCACAUCUUCAGCCUCUUCCUCCGUCUCCUGCAGGAGCAUUCUGAGUCAGCUGGUUGUGUUCAUCAGACCGGCUCCUGUGCGGUCCAGAAAAUCCGAACACUCUUGAUUAGGAACAGCAGAACCAGCAGGAUGGACGUACAGGUUCUCAUGUUCCUGCUCCAGCUGACCCACAUGGAGAUAGGAGAGAUGGUGUCCAGCACUGAGGCGGGUGUGGGUGUUCGAUGCCCGCUCGGCCACUUUCCCUGCGGCAACGUGAGCGAGUGCCUCCCGCAGGAUCUGCACUGCAACGGCCAGAUAGACUGUGCCGACGGUGCCGACGAGCAGCUUUGUGGAGACAACGCGGGAUGGGCCUACUUAUUUGAACAGAACCUACAGAACUUUCAUGUGGUGGACCGCAACCCGGUGAAUGAGUGCUUGUUGCAGGAGUACCCAGACAGCUGUCACUGCAAACAAACAGAUGUCUUUUGUGUGGGCGUCCAUCUGCAGCAUGUUCCUCAAAUGUCCCACAAUGUCACCUUGCUCUCGCUGAGGAGCAAUAGCAUCCGAACGUUGUCUGACUUUGUCUUCUCAGGUUAUUCAUCCCUGCAGAGACUGUUCCUUCAAAACAACGGCCUUUAUGUCAUAUCCAAACAUGCCUUCAGAGGGCUCUUCAGCCUGGAAAGAUUGUUCCUCAGUGAGAACCUGAUCUCCUCCCUCAGUCCUGGUGUGUUCAGGGACCUCCGUGCUUUGCAGUGGCUGAUGUUGGAUCAUAACCCUCUGAGCAGAUUGACCCGGGACACCUUCAUUGGACUCCACUCUCUCAUGUACCUGUCCAUGGUGGACACCUCCCUGCAGCAGCUUCCUCACCCCAGCUUCUGUCAGCACAUGCCCGCCUUGAACUGGCUAGACCUGGAGGGAAACCGCAUCCAAACUCUCAACCACUCCAUCCUGAAGACGUGCAGCAAGCUGGAAGUUCUGUUGCUGAUGGACAACAGGAUCAGCAGAGUUCCAGAAAACACCUUCAAAUCUCUGUGGAGACUGGCUGAACUGAAUCUCUCCAGCAACAGGAUCAGGGAGCUUCCAAAAAACACCUUUAGGAGCCUCUGGAGGUCGCUGGUCAAACUAAACAUUUCCAACAAUCCUCUUGUCCGCCUCCAACUAGGCCACUUGAGCCACCUGAAGCAUCUUCAGUCUCUGGCUCUGGAGGGCAUCGACAUUCCGGUCAUCCAGAAGGAGAUGUUCUUGCCCAUGGAGAACCUCUCUCACAUAUACUUCAAGAGCUUCAAGUACUGCGCCUACGCUCCUCACGUCAGGUCCUGCAAGCCCAACACGGAUGGUCUGUCGUCUUUGGAGGACAUGCUGGCAAGUGGUGUGCUUCGGGUGUCCGUGUGGGUCAUGGCCUUCAUCACCUGCUUUGGGAACCUGCUGGUCAUCGGCAUGCGCUCGCUGAUCAGCGCCGAGAACAGCAUGCACGCUGCCUGCAUCAAGGUCCUCUGCUGUGCAGACUGCCUCAUGGGCGUUUACCUCUUCUUUGUGGGCGUGUUUGAUGUCAAAUUUCGGGGACAGUACAACCGCAAGGCUCUUAUCUGGAUGGAGAGUACAGAGUGUCGGACCAUGGGGUUCCUGGCCAUGCUCUCCUCUGAGGUGUCCAUGCUGCUCCUGACCUACCUGACCCUGGAGAAGUUCCUGGUCAUCGUGUUCCCGUUCAGCGGCCUGCGUCCUGGAAAGCGUCAGACUGGGGUGGUCCUGGUGUCCAUCUGGCUGCUGGGCUUCGUUAUCGCUGCCGUGCCACUAAUGAACGAGGACGUGUUUGGGAACUACUACGGACGUAACGGUGUUUGCUUUCCCCUGCAUUCGGACAGGCAGGAAAAAGCCACCUCUAAAGGAUAUUCAACCGUGAUUUUCCUGGGUCUGAAUGCAGUGGCCUUCUUGGUGAUCGUCUUCUGCUACUCUGCAAUGUUCUUCUGCAUCUACAAAACUGGCAUGAAUACGGGCAGGCUGCACAGAGAGGUGGCCGUGGCCAACAGGUUUUUCUUCAUCGUCUUCUCAGACGCCCUCUGCUGGAUCCCCAUAAUCUUCGUCAAACUCCUCUCGCUGCUGGAAGUGGAGAUCCCUGGCACCAUUUCCAGCUGGGUGGUCAUCUUCAUCCUUCCCAUCAACAGCGCCUUGAACCCCAUCCUCUACACCUUGACCACCAGGUUCUUCAGAGAGCAGGCAGAGCUUCUGUUGUGUCGCUGGCAGAGGAGACAUGGCUUAAAGAACCGCAAAAACCUCACCUCCUCCACCAUCUUGACGGACACGGCGAGGGCGUCCUGUGACCAGCCUCACGCCUUCCUCCAGCUGGCUGGCGCUGAUCCUCCCUACGCCUGAAUCUGGUUGCAGGGAUGGUUGGCCAUUGCAAGUAUGGACCCGAUGGCGGCACUAAGAUUUGUCAAACCCUUUGUCUUAAACCAGAAAAUGAGCUGUUGCCGUUGUGCUUGAAGACACUGUGCACUCACGAGUGGGAGGAGCCAGUGAUCAACCUUAUAAGUAUUAGCCCAUUGGUGUUACAUGUUACAUUAUAUUAGCAUGUUACCAUGACAACAUGGCUAGGAAACAGUGUAGAAAUACUAAUACUGAAAUACUGAACUACAUAUUCAUCUAGAUCUAUAAAGCUAAUUUUAUUCCAUGUCUACCUGCGGUUCAGAUUAAUUGCAGUUUUAGGCUCUAUGUGCAUUAUGGUUGAACAAUAACGACAAAUGGGAGUGUGCAACUAUUAACAUCAUUACUGUUAUUGCCACUCAUCUCUAUUGUUACAUUUGUUGUAUUUAAGAUUUUUCUGCUGGUACUUUUUUUAAAAACUGUAGUUAUAUUUUAGCAGGGCUGAUUCACUGCCAUUUCAAAUGACACCAUUUUUGUGUUAUCUCGCUGUGAAACGAGCUCAUAACAUGAAGACAACAAAUGUAACAAUGACUCCAACUUGUGUUGUAUUUGUGCGCUCUACCUGCCCUAUUUUUUACUUGCUACACCUCAAUUUACAUGACAUUCUUGCAGGAUAGACUUGCACUGGAUGAAAUCAUUUGGUAUUCGUGGAUCCUAACUCAUCACUACAUGAGGCCCUUUGCUUUAGUUUCUGUUCAAUGUAACUUCCACUCUUUAUUACAAGAUAAUUCCGCUUCAACAGUUUUAAUUUCGACAAAGGACAUUGUAAUGUUGUACAAAUGAUAUGAUAAUUUUUGUGGAACAAGAAAUAUUUUAUUGUGUUGUGAUUCUGUUUUUAAAUUGUGACUCUCCCAAUAUAGAGAA